Molecule: messenger RNA, 2128 nt
Organism: Balaenoptera musculus (blue whale)
Lineage: Eukaryota; Metazoa; Chordata; Mammalia; Artiodactyla; Balaenopteridae
Product: heterogeneous nuclear ribonucleoprotein K-like
Biological process (GO): regulation of transcription by RNA polymerase II; regulation of mRNA splicing, via spliceosome
Cellular component (GO): nucleus; cytoplasm
Molecular function (GO): mRNA binding
Source: RefSeq, a predicted model, not a curated record
CAGUGGAAGCGUGGAGUCCUAACCACUGGACUGCCAGGGAGUUCCCUGAAAGUGGGCUUUCUAGAUAGAGGACAACAUGAGUGUGCCCAUGUGUCUAUUUGUGUUUAUCAUUCCCUACGUUGAGAUUUGGUUCAGCAGCUCUGGACAUUCCUAUCUCUGGCCAGUACCGCGCCUGUUUCUGCAGACACUUAUUUUGGAGAACACUGACCACGUGGUCUGGGUCAGGCCUUACCCCAUCUCCCUCUAAGCCAUGGUUGCCCUCGAGUGGCUGUUCUUAGCCUGCAUUUAUUGAGCACACAAGAUGGUUUAAUGCCACAGCCCUACAUAGUGUAUGUGCUAUUUCUGUAAUUCCUUUUCUUUGAAACAUUCUUAGUCUAUGAAGACUUCAAAAACUCAUGGGUGGGCUCGUUCUCUGUCUAGCUGUGGCCGGCUGAGGCGGUGCGGCGGCAUGGGGACGGUAGCCUUGCCCCGCUACUGCAGCACUAGGGUGUCAGUUGGUCCCGCCCAGAACACUUCAGUUCUGCCCUGCAAGGAUAGAUAUAUUUGAUAACUGAUUGGUGUGUCCCUUUAAUAUAAGAAAAUGGAAACUGAACAGCCAGAGGAAACCUUUCCCAACACCGAAACCAAUGGCGAAUUUGGUAAGCGCCCUGCUGCAGAUAUGGAAGAGGAACAAACUUUUAAAAGAUCUAGAAACACUGAUGAGAUGGUUGAAUUACGCAUUCUGCUUCAGAGCAAGAAUGCUGGGGCAGUGAUUGGAAAAGGAGGCAAGAAUAGUAAGGCUCUCCGUACAGACUACAAUGCCAGUGUUUUAUUCCCAGACAGCAGUGGCCCCGAGCGCAUAUUGAGUAUCAGUGCUGAUACUGAAACAAUUGGAGAAAUUCUGAAGAAAAUCAUCCCUACCUUGGAAGAGGGCCCGCAGUUGCCAUCGCCCACUGCCACCAGCCAGCUCCCGCUCGAAUCUGAUGCUGUGGAAUGCUUAAAUUACCAACACUCUAAAGGAUGCGACUUCGACUGCCAGUUGAGACUGUUGAUCCAUCAGAGUCUGGCUGGAGGAAUUAUUGGGGUCAAAGGUGCUAAAAUCAAAGAACUUCGGAACACUCACACAACAAUCAAGCUUUUCCAGGAACGUUGUCCUCAAUCCACUGACAGAGUUGUUCUUAUUGGAGGAAAACCUGUUAGGGUUGUAGAGUGCAUAAAGAUCAUCCUUGAUCUUAUAUCAGAGUCUCCCAUCAAAGGACGUGCUCAGCCUUAUGAUCCAAAUUUUUACGAUGAAACCUAUGAUUAUGGUGGUUUUACAAUGAUGUUUGAUGACCGCCGUGGACGUCCCGUGGGAUUUCCCAUGCCGGGAAGAGGUGGUUUUGACAGAAUGCCUCCUGGUCGGGGUGGGCGUCCCAUGCCUCCAUCCAGAAGAGAUUAUGAUGAUAGGAGCCCUCGUCGAGGACCUCCUCCACCUCCUCCUGGACGAGGGGGCUGGGGUGGUGGCAGAGCUUGGAACCUUCCUCUUCCUCCACCACCACCCAGAGGAGGAGAUCUAAUGGCCUAUGACAGAAGAGGAAGACCUGGAGACCGUUAUGAUGGCAUGGUUGGUUUCAUUGAUGAAACUGGGGACUCUGCAGUAGAUACAUGGAGCCCAUCAGAGUGGCAGAUGGCUUAUGAACCACAGGGUGGCUCUGGAUAUGAUUAUUCCUAUGCAGGGGGUCGUGGCUCAUAUGGUGAUCUUGGUGGAUCUAUUGUUACUACACAAGUAACUAUUCCCGAAGAUCUGGCUGGAUCUAUUAUUGGCAAAGGUGGUCAGUGGAUGAAACAAAUCUGUCAUGAGUCAGGAGCUUCGAUCAAAAUUGAUGAGCCUUUAGAGGGGUCCAAAGAUUGGAUCAUUACCAUUACAGGAACGCAGGACCAGAUACAGAAUGCACAGUAUUUGCUGCAGAACAGUGUGAAACAGUAUGCAGAUGUUGAAGGAUUCUAAUGCAAGAUAUUUUUUCUUUUUUAUAGUGUGAAGCAGUAUUCUGGAAAGUUUUUCUAAGACUAGUGAAGAACUGAAGGAGUUCUGCAUCUUUCUUUUUUUUAUUUGCUUCUGUUUAAAAAGCCAACAUUCCUCUGCUUCAUAGGUGUUCUGCAUUUGAGGUGU